AUGAUCCUCAGGCCUCAGGCUUUAACUUAAUUAACCAUCCUGGGCGCUCACUUUGGCAUUUGAAAGCUGAUGCCUCCUCGCAAGGGCAUCGUAAAAACUGGGAACGCAGGAAAUUCAUCAAAGACUAACAAAAACUCUGGCGCAGGUUUACCUUCGCAGUCGGCUGAUGCAGAACGAGAUCAACCACUAUUCCCACCGGGAUCCAAGUAUCCUCUGAGUCUACUUCAAGAAAGGUGCCAGAAGAGUGGCUGGGACAAACCGACCGUCGAGACGCGUAAACAUGGCAACGACUGGUCUUUCGUCGUUCAUAUCGCCCGGUUCGAUAAGAAAACAUCGCAGACGGAAAGUGUCCGACUCGAACCUCACCCACCUUAUUUGAGGCCGACCGCGGUAGAAGCGCGUCAUUGGGGUGCCGCAUACGCUCUGUACCGUUUUUGUAAUGGACUUCAGCUUAAUCGCGUAUUGCCACCCGGACCUCGUGAUUACUGGAUUGAACUAGCAACAGAACACAAAAAUGUUCCAGAACACAUGAAAUGGAUGUAUGAUGCUGAUCCUUUUGCUGCACGUAAAGCAGUAGAUGAUAGGCAGGCGAAGGCAGCGCAAAAUCGACAAGAAGGAAAUUCAAAGACCUCCACGAUGCUGGGGUCAAAGGAGUUCGCCAAUUCCCCUGAGGUGAGAAUGUCCACUGAAUUGCGGGAUUUGGUGGAAGAUGUUGUUAAGAAGGCAAAUGCGUUGCACUUUGGUGAUGACCCUGUGACUUUUGUAUUGCCUGCAGAGGUCAUACCAGCUGUUACCCAGCAGCUUGGUAACUUAGGUUUCAAGUCUGAUCAAAUACGCAAUACGUUGGCCUUCCUAUCCAAACCUUCGGCUCUCGGGGGUAAUUUGUUGAAUUCAAUGAGCCCGCUGCAGGCGUGUAUAGAACAUUUAGUUCUUCAUCUCCCAGAAUGCGACCUUCCCGAGCGCUUCUUUCCGGGAAAUAACUCCUCUGAUCCAUUUAUUGUCUCUGGUCAUUCUGGCUCUGAUGACUUGGCAAAGCGAUGGGUGGAGGAGAAAAUUAUCAAAGAGACUGGAUUUCCUGCACACACUGUCAAAGAGUGUACUACUGACAGACACUCAGUAACGAAUGUGGAUCUGCUAGUGGCCUCUUUAGACCAUCGCCUCCUAGGUGAGAGUGCGGGUGCCCAAGCCAAUCCAGAUGACAUAAUUCUGGCUAAUGUCGUGGACGGUCUACGAAGUAAUACGGAUGAAGUAGAGGCUCUCGGGGCCCAUUUUGUCGACACGAAUCAUGUAUCGAUGCCUCUGUUCAGCGCUCCCGUGGAGCUACAUGUCUUGCUGCCGUCCUGUUCUGACCACUCCUUUCGCAGCUACCCUCCUGUGUAUAUCACAUCAAAGUCUGUCCCGCCGUACAUGCGACUUCAUCUUCUUUCCCAACUGUUGCAAGAAAUGAAACAGGAUGGGUUUAUGGAGUCAGGAGAAGGCUUUCUUAUGGCAUCAAUGCGGGUCCUCGAGGAGCAAUGGGCACACGUUCAGUCCAAAGGUUCGCCGGAUGUAUCGGAAGUACUAAAAUUCUUGAUACCUUCGCCCACUUCAUCGCCCACUAUCCAUGCAACUACUACCUUACCCACCGGUCUUAACGAAACAGCGCGUCACAAAAUCCGGCGUCGUGGUGAUAGUCGAUCGAAUUCGCAGGUUAAGCUAGAUUUUGACAAAUUGUGCCAAUCUCAGGCAUAUGCAACGAUGUUAUCAGCUCGUAGACGCCUUCCUGCAUUUGGUGCCAAGGACAAGUUUUUGUCCUUGCUCGAGCGCAACCGUGUAGUUGUUGUGGUUGGAGAAACAGGGUGUGGCAAAACCACUCAGCUUCCACAAUUCAUCCUGGAUUCUUUGAUACUUUCGGGACACGGAGCUGAAGCUUCGAUCAUUAUCACCCAGCCUCGGAGAAUCUCUGCUAUAUCUGUUGCUGGGCGGGUUUCUGCAGAACGGGUGGAUGACGGCUCUGUUGGAUAUGUCAUUCGUGGAGAGACCAAGCAUAGCCAAGCCACUAAGUUGCUCUUCUGUACGACUGGAGUUGUCUUACGAAGGCUAGGCUCCGGCGACGGGCUAAAGGAUGUCACACACAUUGUUGUUGAUGAGGUGCACGAACGUUCUGUCGAUGGUGAUUUUCUUCUUCUAGAACUCAAGGAAUUAUUAGCACAACACCCUACGCUCAAGGUGGUGCUCAUGUCGGCAACAAUCAAUCAUGAGACGUUCGUGAAAUAUUUCAACAACGCCCCGAUGUUGACUAUUCCAGGCUUUACACACCCAAUCACAGAUAUGUAUCUAGAAGACUAUAUUCCGUCAAUUUCCUAUAAACCGGCAUCAGUCAAACCAAAUAGAAAAGAAUCAGAAGAAGAGAAACAUGCGUUCCGGGAUUAUUGCAGUUUCAAGGGUCUCAGCGAAGAGUCGACAUCUGCAAUCCAAAAUAUUACGCAGGCGGAAAGGAUCGACUAUCAGCUGAUCGCUGCUGUUGUUCAGCACAUCGUUGCAACGUCACAACGAGGCGGAAUUUUGAUUUUCCUUCCCGGAGUUCAAGAAAUUCGUUCUUGUAUCGAUGUAAUCCGUGGCGUGCUCGGUGAGAAGGCUGAGAUAUUACCUUUGCAUGCCAACUUGUCAAAUGACGAACAACUGGCUGUCUUUGCGAAUACACAACGUUGGAAAAUCAUUGCUGCAACAAACGUUGCCGAGACGUCCAUCACCAUUGAAGAUGUUGUCUAUGUUGUGGACUCGGGAAGAGUCAAAGAAACAAGCUAUGAUCCAGAAAGUGGGCUAUCUCUCUUGAAAGAACAAUGGGUUACGCGUGCUGCAGCCCGCCAGCGCAGGGGCAGGGCUGGCAGAACGCAACCAGGGGUUUGCUACAGGCUUUAUACUCGCAGACAGGAAGAGAAAAUGGGUCAUUUUCCAAUACCGGAAAUACUACGAACACCAUUGGAGAGUAUUUCGUUAACCGUAAAAGUGAUGCGCGAGAGUGAGGAUGCGAAGCAUUUCCUGAAUAGGGCUAUUGAUCCUCCCGAAGUGUCUGCAAUGGAUAAAGCCUGGGAUGUCCUUCAGGAGCUCGGAGCCAUUGAUGCAGAUGGCUGCUUGACUGCUCUUGGGCGUCAUAUUUCAAUGCUACCCGUGGAUUUACGACUUGGGAAGAUGCUGGUUCUCGGCACGGUUUUCCAGUGCCUAGACCCAAUUCUUACGGUCGUAGCCUGCCUCUCGUCGAAACCUUUAUUCCUCAAUCCUAUGAAUAAUAGGGAUGAAGCCACUAAGGCGAAAUUACGUUUUGGCGAAGACAAAAGCGACCUACUCACAGAUGUCAAUGCGUACAGUGAAUGCAUGCGCCUUCAGUCUGGGGGUAAGAGUCACAAAGCAUUGAGACAUUUCUGUGAAGAGAACUUUAUCUCAGCGACCACUAUCAGGGAGAUCACCUCAUUACGCCACGACUUCCUCUCCUCUCUUUCAGAUCUCGGUUUCAUCCCGCGCUCCGCAAGAGCGAGUUCAGAGGAAUUGAACACAAACAGUGCAAAUACAAACAUCGUCAAAGCCGUCAUUCUCGGCGGCCUAUGGCCUCGCGUUGCUCAAGUGCAUCUUCCACGUUCAGCGAUCAAAUUCGAUAAAGUGCAAGCGGGCACCGUUCAACGCGAAAAUACAGCGAAAGAGUACAAGGUCCACGAUCUGACAGGUGUGCGCGUCUUUUUGCAUCCUUCGUCUACCCUCUUUGGAGAAUCGACGUGGAAGUCGCCGUUCCUGGCGUACUUCCAGAAACAGAUGACUAGCAAGGUUUUCAUCCGCGGUGCGACUCAGGUUCCGAUGUACGCGUUACUUCUAUUUGGUGGACCUGUGUCCGUCAAUCACAUUGGAGGCGGUCUCACUGUUGGAAAGGGUGGCAACAUUGUCAAAUUGAAGGCAUGGCCCCGCAUCGGAAUUUUGGUGAACCAGCUUAGGCGCCUCCUUGAUGCGCAAUUGCAGCAAUGUAUCGCAGACGGAUCAAUAUUAAGCGCCAGUCAACAUAGUGCAGUGGCCAAUGCCAUGAGCGCGCUGCUCGCCAACGAUGGUCUGUCAGGAUGAUGCUUGCUAAAAACACGGCUCCCGAAUUUAGUGGUUUCUGAAUAUAG
Molecule: messenger RNA, 4133 nt
Organism: Suillus fuscotomentosus
Lineage: Eukaryota; Fungi; Basidiomycota; Agaricomycetes; Boletales; Suillaceae
Product: P-loop containing nucleoside triphosphate hydrolase protein
Exons: 18
Coding region: 70-4086 (1338 amino acids)
Cellular component (GO): intracellular anatomical structure
Molecular function (GO): RNA binding; ATP binding
Source: RefSeq, a predicted model, not a curated record